GGAACGGGCUUGGUUAUACCAAAGCCUCGGAAAUUGCAUGAGGGACGCCGAAACACGACGGCUUCUCUGCAAUCCCCCAGCACAAAGCUGCCCGAUCACGGGGAGGGAGCAGGAGGAAGAGACAAAGCGGCUGCUGGAGCCCGCAGCCAGCCCACCCAACAAGGUGCUGAAUGGAGCGGAGCAGAGCUACCACAACCUCCCGUCAGCACGCACUGAUGAGCAGGCCAUGCUGUCCUCCAUCCUCGCCAAAACAGCCAUCAACAUCAUCGACGUGUCAGCCGCGGAUUCCCAGGGCAUGGAGCAGCAUGAGUACAUAGACAGAGCCAGGCAGUACAGCACACGCCUGGCCAUGCUCAGCAACAACCUGACGCACUGGAAGAAGCUCCCACUGCUGCCAUCUCUGACUAACCAACCACACCAAGUGCUCGCCAGCGAUCCUGUCCCCUUUGCAGACCUGCAGCAGGUGUCCCGGAUAGCUGCCUAUGCCUCCAGUGCACUCUCACAGAUCCAUGUUGAUACCAAAGAAGAACUGGUUGUAUGUAUUGGCAUCCCCUGAGCCUGCCCCCCCACCACCACUGCUUCACCGCUUUGGGUUGGUUUUGGGUUUUUUCCCAUUUUUUUCUCUUUAUAUCCCUUCCUUCCCAUGCUGCUGCCACAGAACUUGGACAGAUACCCUGUUUCCCACUAAAUGCCAAGGUGCCCAUCAUUGGCAUGUCGAGCCCACCUGCAUUGCUUGAGG
Poecile atricapillus (Black-capped chickadee) is the source of this 739-nucleotide messenger RNA. RefSeq names its product ragulator complex protein LAMTOR1-like. Gene Ontology annotation, molecular function: guanyl-nucleotide exchange factor activity; molecular adaptor activity. The transcript is spliced from 5 exons. Gene Ontology annotation, biological process: regulation of receptor recycling; lysosome organization; positive regulation of TOR signaling. The record is from RefSeq and is a predicted model, not a curated record. Gene Ontology annotation, cellular component: Ragulator complex; membrane raft; late endosome membrane. Lineage: Eukaryota; Metazoa; Chordata; Aves; Passeriformes; Paridae. The coding region runs from base 38 to 556 and encodes 172 amino acids.